Megachile rotundata (alfalfa leafcutting bee) is the source of this 8130-nucleotide messenger RNA. RefSeq names its product rho guanine nucleotide exchange factor 10. The record is from RefSeq and is a predicted model, not a curated record. Gene Ontology annotation, biological process: actin cytoskeleton organization; positive regulation of stress fiber assembly. Gene Ontology annotation, molecular function: guanyl-nucleotide exchange factor activity. Lineage: Eukaryota; Metazoa; Arthropoda; Insecta; Hymenoptera; Megachilidae.
GGCGCGAACGAAUGGUUCCUGUGUUUUCUGCCUGUGUGUGGCCCGAUCUUUGCUCCACGAGUGUGUGUUUACACCGAAACUGUCGUUCGGUACUUUUUUUUCGGAUUUCGGAUGGAUUCACAACGGACGAGUUAACGAGAGUGGAAUCGUCUUCGAGUGGCCCGCUCAACAAGGUGAAAAAUCAGAGAAACGAUGUAAAGGAAGCAUACCAAUUAGCCGAACAAUGCAUCAUGGCCUCGUCCCUUGGAGGACCAGGAAUGGCGUCGGGUGUUCCGACACCACGAAGAGUCAACCUGGAGUUUCCACCACCUCCGCCUUACCCACCCCCUCACAAUCAGAUGGCUUGUUCGGGUUUGGUGGAUCCUGCGGCGGUGACAUCGCCUAUGUCGAGCACCGCUCACCAGCAUCCCCUUCAGGAUUAUUCGUACGCCUACUACGAACCUGGCCCGAGUCGCCUGCACGGCACGUAUCCGGCGGAAGUGGGUUUGAAUCGUGUGCAGCAGCAACAACAACAGCAACUACGACCAGAAUCGUUCAAGAGGCACACGUACAUGACCCGCUACGGGACGGAGGAGAACAUCUACGAAGAAAUAUCAGAAAUCAACAGACAAUGUCACCGAGCGUUGCACGGUUCAAGAAGAUCCCUGGUGGCGGAGGAGGUACGAAGAGUACAGUCACGUCAUCGUCGAGUGCUCGGGGAGCUGAAUUUGAGCGUGGAGGCGAUGCUGAUGCCGACCGUAGUCGAUAAUAACGACGAGGAUGAGCCGCAGGAUCAACGCGGAGCGUCCACGGAGGAACUAUUAUCUUCGGUCAGUCCAACCGACGACCUCCUCUCGCCUGUUGGCUGUGACAUGGACAGCGGCUUCAGUGGAAGCUCCAGUGCAAGUUACAGGUCGGGUCUCGGAUCCCUAAGGAGAGGAAUAGGAAAAACCAGCACUCCAGAAUUACCGGCGAACCAACGUAAAACUAAAGCCGCUAUGAUCUGGAAAAAGGGUUGGAAAGGCUGGAAGAAACUGCAUUCUUUCGGGAAUAAUAGCAACAAGACUGAUGAACCACGUUCAAGGUGCAGAUCAUGGGAUGACGUAGGUCCGACUAAAAUGGAAACUGUCGGGCAAACGCACAGACAGCAUCCUUCGUUGGAGGCAACCAGGUCCAACACUUCGACGCAAUCUGCUAGAAGCGAGGACUCUUGGUGCUCAGCGUCGGAUCAUGACCUCUCCUCGGACGAUGAAAGCGAGAAGAGUAAUAUCAGUAUUAAAAGUAAUUGCCAGUUGAGGAACACGUUACACAAGGCGAGAACGCUGUGUGACAAAUGGAGACCGCAGAAUAUGCGAGUGAACAAUGCUGACCCAUUGGAUUCGCCCGGGAACCAUGGAAGACUAUCCAGAUGGUUUAGCAUUCGGAGGGGGUCGACGCAACAGUAUGACGUUGACUCCUCCGACACUGUUUCCCUCACCAGUCCCAUUAAAACACCUCAAAUGCCGCAACUGUGCGAAGUGGAAGAAGAAAACAGCGCGAUGGUGCAGUUCCAGUGUAUGCAACAACGUAGACAAACGCCGCCUGCGCUUCCACCGACACCUCCGAAUUUAACUCCUCAACAGUUGAAGCGUCGACACAUAGUAGCCGCUAUAGUGCACUCCGAGAACAGUUACGUGUCUACAUUGCAGAGGCUAGUGAAUGAUUACAAGAAACCUUUGGAGGAAUCCUCACCGCCUAUAUUAAGUCAGGCGAAAAUAGCGACGUUGUUUCAUAGAUUGCCUGAGAUUCUGCAAUGCCAUACGUUGUUCAGAAUCGCGUUAGCGGAAUGCGUGCGUUCAUGGGACAAAGAUGAAAAGUUAGGAGACGUGUUUGUAGCCAGUUUCAGCAAAGCUAUCGUUCUUGACAUUUAUAGCGGGUUUAUAAAUAAUUUUUCAGUAGCUAUGGAUUUGGCUAAGCAGGAGUCUAAGAGAAAGACUGCCUUGGCUGAUUUUUUCAAGGUGAAACAAAUUAGCGCACAUGACAGACUAUCCUUUUUCGGAUUAAUGGUUAAACCAGUACAGAGGUUUCCACAAUUUAUACUAUUCUUACAAGACUUAUUGAAACAUACGCCCCAAGGACAUCACGAUAGAAUGUCGUUACAAUUAGCGUUGACCCAAUUAGAGAGCCUGGCUGAAAUGUUGAACGAAAGAAAACGAGAAGCGGAACAGUUCCAGGCGUUUAAAGAGAUGUUACGACACGUGUCUGGAAAAUUAUCUCAUCGUCCUCUUUCGUCGUCGUCCAGGUAUCUCAUAAGGGAAGAUAACGUCACGCAAUUGGAGUUUAAUCAAAAUGGAAUGAUAACGAAGUCCAAGAGGAGAAGGUUAUUGUUAUUGAAUGAUCUCGUAGUGUGCGUUUCCGUAACCCCACGGUCCACGGAAGACUUCAGUGGAAGCGAGAGACUAACCUUGAAGUGGACAUAUCCUGUAUCAGAUAUUGAGAUUCAGGAUACAAGUACUUCGCCAACAUUGAGUCGCUUACUGACUGCUGGUUUAAAUAAAGGUGGCAGUCUGAAGUCUGACAAAAGCGGAGAAUGUGGACAAGCGGGUGCGGAUAAUCUUUGUGUAGAAAUGAGCGAUUUAAUGCACGAUUACGAGGUGAUGUCUAGGAUAAGUGACUUAGUUGCACAACUAAAGGGCAAAUACGAGGGAAUGACAUUGGAAAAAACUAAGCAAAUCUUACAAUCCAUACAACUUUCGAUACAACAAAAAGAUGAGGAUAUGGUUUGGGCAGACAGUUGUUGUUUGCAGUUAGUAACGAAGCAAGGUCAAAUGUAUACGUUCCAAACAGAGAAUCCUUUAGUGAAAAAAGACUGGAUAACUGAACUUAGGUUAGCCCAACUAGCCUUGGAUCCGAACAAUUCUCCUUCUUGGGAAGUACCUGAACAAGAACAAAGACCAUCCACAAAAAUGCCACUCUUUGUUAGCUCGCAACAGGUGUAUCAUUCGCAACAUCAAACAGAAGUACGUUGCGGCUGCUACUACACAACACAAAAUUCUCGACCUACGAGGCGUCGCGGCAGAAGUCAAAGUUACUUGUGGAUAUGCACAGGGGAUGGCAUAUCCAGUCACAUAACAGUAUUCGGUCAAUCGACAACAGCUUCAGCAACUUCCUUGAAACAAAUUACCGCUUUCGACUUGGUAGAAACUAAAGUGGCCGCCAUAGAAUUUAUAAAAGGUGUAUCCUCUGACUCACUGUCAUUAGCAAACGACCUCGUCUGGAUGGGCACGGAUUCUCGCAAGAUCAUCAUCUACGCCGCUUCGGAACCCGAGAAGCAAGAACAACUCGGAAGCUACUCCGUAUCCGGUCCAGUAAUACAAAUCAAACAUCAUUGCGAUAACGUUUUCGUCGCUCUGGGAAUUGGUCUGCUUCUUUUAUUCAAGAGACAAGUAGACGGCACGUGGAACCUCAGAGACCCGUACGUGAUAUCUCUAGGUAGCGAGCCAGUGUCGUGCUUGAUGCCAAUUAAUACGUCGGUAUAUGCCGCCUGUGGUAAGAAAGUUUGGGUACUUCACGGAGUGAACGGCGACAUCACCAAAAGUUUCAGCGUACAGCACGAACACGUUGGUAGCGUAAAACUGAUGGCUCAUUCUGGAGUUGGUCUCUGGGUUGCUCUCAAGAACUCCAGCACCGUCUGUCUAUAUCACACGGAAACGUUCAAACACCUACAAGACAUUAACAUAGCGUCCAACGUACUGAGAGUAACGAGAUCGAAUAACGCUUCGAAUUCAUGCGGCGACAACUUAAAUAACAAUCAGACAGCCGUCACUGUGACAGCACUGUUGGCGUGUAAAGGCCUCCUUUGGGUCGGUACCAACGUAGGCAUAAGUUUGACGAUACCUCUGCCUAGAUUGGAAGGCGUACCUAUUAUCAGUGGCCGUGUAAAUAUCUCUUACCACGCGCAUUUUGGCCCCAUCACGUUUCUACUCGCUAUUCAGAAUCCGAAGAACACGACGAGCUGCUCGACUUCCGAAGAAAUCAACGACGAGGAGACUGUACAAUUGAGGACGAAAGAGACGGAGAACAGAACUAGGGAUCGUGCAAGCUUGGAUUCUUCGAUGUCGAAUAGUAUUAUAAAAUUGAAACAACAGUUAGCAGGCAGUCCAGUGAUGUUGAGAAGGAAACGAAGCAAGGAAUACGAAUACAAAGGUUCCAAAACUCUUCCAAGAGGUCUUGGUUCUGGCGGAGGAUUUCUGUCGAGCUCUAUGUCAGGCUCGCAGAGUUCCGGAGAAAACUGCGACGUAUACGGUUUAUACGGCGAACUAAUGUACGUAAAGGAUUACGAGAACGAGAACAGCUCCGGUAUCGACCCAAUUUACGAGUCAUUGAGAAGGAGCGAUCCAGAACUGGCAGCCAUACCAAAUAAAGUUAGUACAUUAGAUCGCAGACUGAAGAUGAAGAUCACAAGACCCAGAUCCUUGGAUCUGUCGAAUUGGUCCGUCGACUCUCAUGCCAGUUCUCUGUACACGUCGUCCGGGUCAGAAGAAAACAUUUCUCUGAAAACUGGCAAAUUGUCUCGCAACAGUAGUACCGCUAGUCGAAAUGGCCCGUACGAAACGACUACCCCUAAUAGUAGUAUAGUACAAUCGGUACCGGAAGCGGUACCAGCGCCUAAUAAUCUGAAGCCAAAUGGGAAAAAGAUCAACAAAACGUUGCAGCAGGUGGAACAACCUAAACGAACUGUUCUGACAUUAAUGGGUGGUCGUGGUUACAUCAAUUGGAGACAACUGAACGCACAGUCCGUCGCAGACAAAAGUUCCAAAUCGGGCUACACUUUCAAAGAUCCCAACAGCAACGAUGCUCACAUCGUGCUUUGGGAAAUGAAAUUAUGAUACUCAGUUACGUUAGGUCUACCGUUACGCCUACUAUCGUCAGUAUGGAUAGAAACGUUAAAUGCUUUCAGGCCGAUUACGAUUAUGAGCUCGUAGUAUCGGUAUAUAGGACCAAAAAAAAGAACUGUUGUCGAACUGAUAUUCGUUUAAGUAAUAAGGAUAUUUGUUAAUUAAUUCACGCGGUUUUAAGUUAAUUACACAGGCGGGUGAACCGUAAUGUGGAGACGAAGUUCACCGAGUCGAAUGUCCUUUACUCUGUCGGCAGUGCAAAGAUCUAGUUUUCACGUAGCUCUCUAAAUAAGUAAGAAUCUUUUGUAUUUUAUAACAACGCUUUGUAGUGUCGUUCUCAGGAGCGUAUUCGAUUACGUCCCUGUAAUGACACGUUAAAGGUCUUAGGUUUCGUUGUUGAUUAGACUCCGUUCUCGUGUACACUCGUAUACAUCGUUCAGUCAUACCUCAGCCGUAUUUUCUUUUUCCAUUGUGCAAAUUAACGAAGAAUCUCUUGUGUAUCCAUGAUUAUAAAUAUUUACGAAAAAAGUUAAUAAAUGUAUCGAUUUUAAGAAAUAUGCGAGUGUAUGCGUUAUUAAAAAAAAGAUGAAGUUUUGAAGCUAUAUUUUAAUAAACAUUGUUAUUUCUUAGUAGUUACGUGCUACGAACUGCUUAAAACAGUGGUAUUCUUGUAAAUAUGAUCUGGAAUUUUGUUCAGCGUAAUCAAAAUUAUUUAUGAAUUCGUUUAAAAUAUUAUGUUCGAUAGCACAGAGUAAACGCAGUGAGUACCACUGAUUUAAAGUCAAGUUUCCGAGUUUUCGUAAUUCGGUGAUAAUCAGGUGAUACACGCGCAUGAAUUUGUGAGAUAGUAUGAAUAUGAAACGUUAUCUUUAUACGCAGGACGUUUCGCAUCGUUGGGAAAACGAUCAAAUUUUUAAGAGUUUCACGUUCUCAUUUCGAAUCUUGUUGAUGAAAAUUUAAAAAAAUCUCUUUUGUACAGGAGUAAGAUAAAGGCACAGAGUAGCGUCUGUGAUUUAUUCUUUUGAUGUAUUACUCAUUGGCGUAACUUAAUAAAUAGGGUGAGAUUUUCAACUUUAAAAGUAAAGUGAAAUCUUGAAAGUAUCGAAUGGAUUUGGCAAAAAUAGGAUACCACUCGGUUUUUAUUAAUAUGUGAUGGAAGGCUGUAAUAGUGAGAUGAAAGAUGACAGUAUCGAUUUACUUCCAAAACUACCCAACCAAACGCAUCCUAUUUUUGCCAAGCCGAAUCGAGGUGGGACUCCACGCGUAUGCCAAAGGACCGAAUCAAAUUUCAGCAGACUUGGCUCAAGUCUAGAAAAUCUGUUACGCCAGUGAUACUAGCGCACAAAGAAUCUCUGACAAUAUUAAGAAUUGUUUUUUAAUUUUUUUUCCCGCUGCAGAAAAAGGAAUGAAACAGUUCGAACUCUUGCGCAAGUGAAUUUAUAAAACACGUUUAGUUUUACGAUAAAAUCGGUAGUACAUUCGAUUGUUUAAUUUUGACAUUUUUUUUUGGAAAAUCUUAUUACAGUUAUACCGUGUAUUGGUAUAUCCAGUAUAUUUAAUAGCAUUUUUUGAGGGUGCGUCAAAUGUUUUAUAUUCUUUAUAAAAUGUUAGCACGUUAAAAAUUUAUGAUAUAUAUAUUUUACUGCCAAAUGCGAUAGAGAUUUCUGUCGAGAGGAAAAAGGAUCGGCAAAAGAAAGACCACGCUAUAUUUCAGCGGAAACCAUACUUGUGAUAGGUAGACAGAAAAAAAGAAUAUUAGCAAGGGGGAAAAUAAAUUUAUAUCAGUUACCCAGUGAGAAAAGUAUAUCGUAGUUUUUUCGCAAAUGUGCUGUUAAGUUGUUUUUUGCUAUCGGCAUGGACGAACGAAAGUCUGCGUGUACAUAUAUAUUUUCAGAGGAAAUUAAUUUUCUAUUAAAAUCCUGCAUAGAUUUAUAUUUUGUACACUACCUUUUUUUGUUUAGAUUUAUAUAAAUACAUAUACAUAAUGUAAUCUUAUUUUGUAUUUAUGCGAAUGAUACUAUACGUGGAAUUUGUUCAGCAAUACUUGUGUUACGCACACGUACACGCACACAUUUACGCAGCAUACGCGCACGUGUAUUUAUUACUUAAAAGGUCCGUAGCGUUGUAUCAUUGUUAAUAUGGAUUCGAAAAUUUUGUUACGUUAGAUUUCUUCGAAAAACCUCUUCGAUUUAAUCAUUUUUACUAUUUGUAUUGCUAUAUUGCUGAAUACUAUGAUUAUUUAAAAAAGAGCAAACAUGAGAUUCUUCACCCCACCUCUUCUUUGUUCUUUAUGUAUAAGUUUCAUUUAUGAUAGGUUGUAAAAAAUUUUCUACGCAUCGUUUUCAGAUAUAUAGUUUAUUCUUUGUACAAUAUUACGAUAUGUUUACAUUUUAUAAUAUGGCGCAUAAAUAAUUCAUUCGUAUAGUUCUACCAAUAUUUUGAACAUUUCUCGACAAGGAAAAUGAAUUUACAUGUCUUUAUUUUCACGUCAAUAUUUUUUGAGACACUACGAUAUGCAUGGAGUAAGUACGAUAUGUGUACUAUACAAUAUGAAACGUUUAACUAUUCAAUAAAUUACGCUCUGCUACUUCGGUUUAAAAUGCAUAAGUUCGGUAGAAUGAAAUUUCUAUGAUGCAUUCUCCUUCCUUUUAUAAUCUUUCAAGAUUUUCGACGGAUAUCUUAGUACGAUUUACAAAUUAAAGAAUUACAAUAGUUUAAACAGUUGUCUGGAAAGGAAAGUAUCUCUAUCGUGCCAUCCUUAAACUUGUAACUUUCGUAUCGAUAUAAUCUUGUAAAAAAGAAUAUGUUACAGAAGUUUAACUAAGCUUACAGUGUAUUUCAUUUAUCAAUGAUUUUCUUCGCACGAUAGAGAAUUCAUUUUUUAUCGGAGAUUUUAUACACAUAACGAACAACUAAUAUUUUUUACUCUGAUAUGGUGCUCUAUUAAUUCUACGUUAUGUCUAUGCUCAUUUAAUUACAAUCAUUCAAUCGGUUUGCUUACGAUAACAACGGUAAAAUAUUUAAGCAAUAAUCUAUUAUCUACAUUGACAUUCUACUACAGAAGUGUAGGCAUAUAACGAGUACUAUUUUCUUUACAUUUAAAAUUAUAGCUUAACUGGAAGAUUGGAAACUAUUCUGAUACAUGAUUUCAAAAUUUAUAAAUCAUAACUUAUCAUUGAGUUAUCAACGAGUAGAGUUAAUAUAUUCUAGACAUUUUUAGUGGCAUCGUAGUACUUUCUGUUUCGCUUGAAAAUAGUUAAGUAAAGCAUAGCAG